Lathyrus oleraceus (garden pea) is the source of this 1041-nucleotide messenger RNA. RefSeq lists its product as uncharacterized. The transcript has 4 exons. The coding region runs from base 1 to 1041 and encodes 346 amino acids. The record is from RefSeq and is a predicted model, not a curated record. Lineage: Eukaryota; Viridiplantae; Streptophyta; Magnoliopsida; Fabales; Fabaceae.
AUGACCUCUGAGGCCUUCAAACUGAAAAGCCUCUCUGAACAAGUCAACAACGACUUUAUCAGAGAAGCUGGAGAAAGGUUGCAGGCACGACUGGUCAGAGAGACAGAGGAAAACGCCAUAAGAGAAGCAGAAGAGAAGGCUCAUCAGGAAGAAGAGCAAAGGGUUAGAGAAGCUGCAGAGAAGGUUGCUGCUGAAUCUGAGGCAAAAGCAAAAGCUGACGCUGAAGAGGCAGCACACAUAGCUGCAGAAGAAGUUGCAAAGGCUAGCAAUGAUGCUCUGGCUCAAGGGGAGCAAUCAAACUCUGACUUCGCUCCUCUGGUCCUGAAGACUCUGGAAGAGCUGCAGAAGGAGCAACAGAUAGUGCGAGCAAGACUGGAUCACCAGGACUCCGUCAACAACAUCAUAAGUAUGAGAAUGCAGUUUAGCAGUUCUGGUUCUCCUCUAUUGCAUUCAAGUGUCUUGAGUCUUGCUUUGUUGCUGAGCAAAUUUGGUAGUUUAAAUUAUGGUUUUGUAAUCUCUGUUGGUGCAAUGAUGGAAGAAAACGAAAGUGUAGGUGACUUCUUCACUAGGGUGACUAGGCCGAUGAAUCAGAUCAAAAUGUAUGAUGAAGUGAUGCCAUCCAGAUCGGUAGUUGAAAAUGUUUUAAUAUCUUUGCUUCAAAAAUUUGAUCAUGUUGUUAUAGCCAUAGAAGAAUCAAAGGACAUGUCAAGUCGGACAAAGGAAGAACUUCAAGGAACAAUUGAAUCUCAUGAGCAAAAAAUUAUUGAAAUAUUUGGAGGCAAGACUAAAAGUGAUACGUCAUUGCAGGAACAAUCAACAAAAGAAAGGAAGAGAAAAGGCAUGACGAUCAAUCUGUUGAGCAUUGGCGAACUAAUUGAGAAGAAUUACAAAGUAGUGAUAGAAGGAAAGAUGAUGAGAGUGCAUGACUCAAGUGGUAGAUUAAUCUUGAGGGAACCUAUGUCUCAGAAUAGAACCUUCAAGAUUGAACUUUAUGUGAUAGAGCAUAAAUGCUUAGUAACUGUAGCCAGUAGAGAUGAAUGA